AUGGCAGAUAAAACUGUAAGCGCUGCCACAUCAUUUUCCCUGGCUGUAUCUACCGCAAAAGUUGCAACCGCAAGCACAAGUUCCACUACCAGUAUUACUGAAACACCUGCAUCAACACCUUUAUCAGCAUUUGUCGCCCCUUCUGCAAAGCAAUCCUCGAUAUCAGUUGCGGUUCGUGUACGACCUUUUACAACAAACGAAAACAAUAAAUUAAUAAGAAAUGACGAUGAUGAGAUGCUCAUGGGUGAUGGGUGUUUGUCCACGCCAACAUCUCAGCAGCAAUCUUCUAGUUCACAAAAAAAAGUUUUUGCUCCCAUAGGGUUAAGGAAAAUUAUCAAGGUGGUUGAUGAUCGCAUGUUAAUUUUUGAUCCACCCGAAACAAACCCAAUUGCCAAGAUGCAAAAAAAUGCUUUCCCCAAUAGCUUUAAAGGAUCAAGAAUACGCGAGCACAAGUUUGUGUUUGAUCGAUUAUUUGACGAAGACACGGCGCAGGAUGAAGUUUACCACAAUACUACAAAACCUUUAUUGGAUUCUGUUUUAGAUGGGUACAAUGCAACUGUUUUUGCGUACGGAGCAACGGGAUGUGGAAAAACACACACUAUUCUGGGCACACCUGAACAACCAGGUGUCAUAUUCUUAACAAUGAAGGAGUUGUAUGAAAAAAUCAAUGAGCUAAAAGAUACAAAAAUCAUUGAUGUUAGCCUUUCAUACCUUGAGAUUUACAAUGAAACAAUUAGAGACUUGCUUACACCUGAAACUGAUUUUAAAAAAUUGAUUAUACGCGAGGAUUCAAACCAAAAGAUUUCAGUUUCGAAUUUAUCGACACAUCGUCCAAACUCCGUUGACGAAGUUAUGGAACUUAUUCUCAGAGGGAAUAUGAAUCGUACCUCCAGUCCCACAGAGGCAAAUGCCACAUCAAGCAGAUCGCAUGCAGUGUUACAAAUUAAUGUUGUGCAAAAGAAUCGGACCGGGGAUAUCACCGAAGAUCAUACUUUUGCCACGUUGUCAAUUAUCGACUUGGCAGGUAGUGAACGUGCUGCAGCAACGAAAAAUAGAGGUGCAAGACUUAACGAAGGCGCCAAUAUCAACAAAUCAUUAUUAGCAUUGGGCAAUUGCAUUAACGCGUUAUGUGACCCACGGCGACGAAACCACGUACCGUAUAGGGAUUCAAAGUUGACGAGAUUGUUGAAAUUUUCACUUGGCGGCAACUGCAAAACAGUAAUGAUUGUAUGUGUUUCGCCAAGCAGUCAACACUAUGAUGAAACAUUGAAUACUUUGAAAUAUGCGGACCGAGCAAAGGAAAUCAAAACAAAAGUGAUGAGAAACCAACAGAGUUUGGAUCGUCAUGUUGGCUCAUAUCUAAAAAUGAUUACUGAGCAGAAACUUGAGAUUGAGGAAUUACGAGCUAGAGAAGGUAAAGUUAUUGAAAUUGAUCGAGAAAAGCAGGAAAAACUCCGCCACGAAGCAUUUGUUUUAUUACAAGAACAGAUUGCUACCAUAAAGCGCAAUUUGUACAAAAACACCCAAGAAAGAUGCAAGAAAUGUCUUUUGCUUGCCAAAAGGAAGCUUUUGCUUCUUCAAAAAGUGCAAGUAGAGCAACUACUUUUGAAUGCAAAUAGCGGAAUGUUGGAAUCGAAUCAAGAGUCCACCAUUAGAGAUUUAUGCGAACAAAUUGUAUCUAAAUUGAACUCACAAAUUCCAGAAAUUGAAGAGCAGUAUUCCCAACAGUAUGAGGUUGAUUAUAUCUUGGGAGAUUCCGCAAUGCAAGGAUUGAGUAAAUUACAGAACGAGAAAGGCUGGACCGAGUACCAUACCACAAUUUACAUGCAACAACUUGAAAACUUGAGCAAAGAAGUGCAAAUUGAUCAAUUGGUCAAGUCCCUGGCGUUAUUUGACCAGUUGAUUAGAUCAAUGUACGAGUUCAUAUAUCUCGGUAUAGAGGGAGAAAUUGUAAAUGUGUUGCAAAACUUGGUCAAUGGCAAUUUCGAAACCGCGCUACAAUACCAUGCUAGUGAAUAUAUAAGAGAAAGACUUUGGUAUCAGCAGCCAUUAAAUAAUUCCGCACAGCAUCCACUACAGCAACAUGAUUCUAAUUCCCUAAGUUCUCUUCCAUUAAAGAAACUUCGUGGUUUCAAAAAUAACACGCAUUCCUCUUCAAAUAAGACAUCGCCAACAAGAACAUCACCUCUUAAGACAUCGCCUACUAGAGCGUCGCCAACAAGAUCAUCACCAAUGAAGCCACCGCUCAAACGUAUAAAGAGCUCUCAGAAUCGCAAAGCUAAAAAGGUUUUUAGAUGGGGUGAAGGUGCUCAAACAACAGAAAAUGUUGCACCAAAUACAAAGGCUCCCGAUGGCCCACAGCAGUUGCACCAUCAGCAUCAAUCGCGGCAACAGCGGCAAAUGGACUCGAGUUUUGAUGACACUGUUGUAAACACUUCUGCACUGGCAAUGCUCGAUACACUAGAGCAAGGAUCUCCUACAAUAGAUCACGUACUCGAUUUGGAUCUCCUGUUCAAUCCUGUUUUGGAAUCUCCUCAAUCUCCGCAACCACCACAACUACAAUCAACAAAUUUAUUUGCCAAAAGUCCAUUAAGCGAGAAACUGUCAAAGAAUAUACUGUGCCCCAACACAAUUGGAGAUGAACGUAAUAAAGCAGAACAAAAAAUGGAGCAGCUGAGCGGGCUGCUUGUAAAUCGACGAUUGAAUGCGAGUUUAAUUGAACUGCGAAGGCCCCUUUUGAAUACACUGGCUGCAUCGAGACUAACCCAAACUGAAGAUUGA
Messenger RNA from Lodderomyces elongisporus, 2781 nucleotides. It is a transcript of the gene KIP3, whose product is annotated as tubulin-dependent ATPase. The transcript has a single exon. NCBI's taxonomy places the organism in Eukaryota, Fungi, Ascomycota, Pichiomycetes, Serinales, Debaryomycetaceae. Gene Ontology annotation, biological process: microtubule-based movement. Gene Ontology annotation, molecular function: microtubule binding; microtubule motor activity; ATP binding. Bases 1 to 2781 code for a protein of 926 amino acids. The record is from RefSeq and is a predicted model, not a curated record.